CAUCAUUCUCACAAUUUCCUAAUCCGUCAACACGCCUCACAACCGAUCUCAAUCGUACCCGCGCUGCAACCCCAGCCCUAGCCAAAACACCAUGUCAUCUGGAAACCCCAAGCCUACAAUUGCUCUUGUAACAGGCGCUUGGCAUUCACCAAAACAUUACCAUGAGCUUCUCAAUCUUCUGAACAAGGCCGGUUUUCCCACCGAGUGCGUAAAGCUGCCCAGCGUGAACUCGCAAGAUCCAGAGAAUCAAACUCUCGCCGCCGAUGUUGAUGCUAUUCGGGAGAAAUUACUGCUUCCUUUAAUCCACCAAGGCAGAGAAGUCGUUCUUCUCAUGCACUCAUAUGGAGGAUGUGUCGGGGGAGCAGCAGCCAAGGGUUUGAGUAGGGCAGAACUUGGAUCUGAAGCUACCGGCGCAGUUAUCGGCCUUGUAUUUUUUGCAGCCUUCUUGGUGCCAGAGGGCAAUUCGGUUAUACAAACAGCUGGAGGAAAGUUGGCGACGUGGAUAGUGGACAAAGGCGAUGGACAACUUGACGUUGAUAAUCCAGCUCAGGUAUUUUUCAUCGAUGCUCCGGUAGACAAGGCAUCAUGGGCGGUAUCAGAACUCGGCCUUCAGUCCCUCGAGUCCGUGUCUAGUCCCUGUCCUCCAACGGCGUGGGAUAGCUCUGCGUUUGAUGGCCGUCGAGGGUAUAUUUACUCUCGAAGAGACGAAGUUAUUCAGCUAUUUGCACAGGAAAUGAUGAUCAAUCUCAGCGGAGUGGAAUGGAAUAUUAAAGAGAUGGAUACGGGCCAUAGCCCACACCUCAGUAAUUCUCAGGAGCUUGCUGAACAUAUUGAAGAUAUUAUCUCCUCCUUUGAGGCUUAG
Messenger RNA from Talaromyces proteolyticus, 862 nucleotides. RefSeq names its product Alpha/beta hydrolase fold-1. Lineage: Eukaryota; Fungi; Ascomycota; Eurotiomycetes; Eurotiales; Trichocomaceae. The transcript is spliced from 2 exons. The coding region runs from base 92 to 862 and encodes 256 amino acids. The record is from RefSeq and is a predicted model, not a curated record.